AGACAUGGCGCUUCGAUCUGAAGAGGACCUGGCACCGUUGCUGUUCCCAGACGUUCUCUUCAACCCUCAAGCCACUGAAGGGCAAGAGGAGCAGGCGAACGAACCAGAGGAAUCACAAGAUAGCGAUGUCCCGCCUGCUCCAGACGUGUCAGACGCGAGCGGAGACAGCUCAAGCUUAGCAUCGAAUGUUGAUCGCUCGACUGAGACGGCAACACAUCAGCAGCUGUUGAGCCCAGCAGAAUUUCAGCAAGACAACGAGGCAAUGUCAAAGAUAUCUUGGAAGCCCUCGCUUAACGAUGGUUUUCCUGACUUCGAGCACGGGCCCCGCAAGUUUGACCGCAGCUUGUGCUGUGACGUUCUCUCGGACGUGCCCGCGACCUUCUAUGAUCACUGGAGUGGUCUUAACUUCAGCAGAGAGGCAGCUCGCACACUGAGAAGAUACGGACAGAACAUGGGAUAUUUUUCGUAUGAAAUGUCAGAACCAAAGAAGUUUGUGAGAUUCUUUGACAAGCUUGAGUGGAACUGCGUUGGUUUGAUGAUACAGACGACAGAGGACGACGAGCUGGUCAUCGCCGAUGUUGUUGCAGGUGGCCCAGCAUGUCAGUCAGGCCUAGCGGCAGGAGACGUGCUGGUCUCUGUCGAUCGGACCAGCGCAACAUCGCUUGACAAAGUUUGCGCUGCCUUGAGUGGGCCGGCUGGCAACGAGGUGGAGCUCGUGGUGCGACGAGGAGGCGCGAGGCUCGGGCCCUUGGCGGUCAAGAGAGUUCGAUGCGACCGAGCCGUCGCCUCUCGUCGCGUGUCCUCGAGCUACGAGGACGUUCCCUUCUACAUCUCCCAGCAGGACCAGGACAGCGCCGUGCAUGAGGCCAGGGCGCGCGUGCAGAUGAUCCGAGAUCGAGUGUAUGCGGCAGCACGACAGAAGAUGCGAGGAAGGCGUUCGCCGACUACUCACACCCUCACCAACUUACCAGCUGCCUUGACUGACGAAGUUGGGACCUGCGUCUGACUCCACUAAGUUGAGCGCCUCAUCAGCCAUGUUAGUAAACCGGUGACCUC
This is a messenger RNA of Guillardia theta CCMP2712, 1056 nucleotides long. RefSeq lists its product as hypothetical. Gene Ontology annotation, molecular function: protein binding. Lineage: Eukaryota; Cryptophyceae; Pyrenomonadales; Geminigeraceae. The record is from RefSeq and is a predicted model, not a curated record. The transcript has 11 exons. Bases 5 to 1006 code for a protein of 333 amino acids.